This is a messenger RNA of Apus apus (common swift), 1018 nucleotides long. RefSeq names its product zinc finger protein 474 (gene ZNF475). Bases 1 to 1005 code for a protein of 334 amino acids. NCBI's taxonomy places the organism in Eukaryota, Metazoa, Chordata, Aves, Apodiformes, Apodidae. The transcript has 3 exons. The record is from RefSeq and is a predicted model, not a curated record.
AUGGAAACAAAGAUCAAGACAACGAAUGUGAACAAGACUGGUAACAAUCUGCCAACUAUUGGAGAGACCCCUGCUAGUAUCUCUAGCAUCUUACCUUCAGAGCAGGUUUCACCAUCUAAUGUGUCAGAUCUUACCAGAAUUUUGCCCAACAUUGUACAUCUAGAAGCUGGACCCCAGAAAAGGCGACCAGGCACUGCAAUAAUAUCAAAACGGUCAGAUUCUUCAAACAUGUCUCGGACACCACUGAAUCUGCCCGUCAUCCCUCCAAGAAGACCUGGUUUCAGGGUAUGCUAUAUCUGUGGCAGAGAAUUCGGGUCACAGUCUAUUUCUAUACAUGAACCCCAGUGCCUAGAGAAGUGGCAUAUUGAAAACAAUCAGCUACCAAGGCACCUCAGAAGACCAGAGCCCCGGAAACCUGAGGUCCAUACUGCUGGUUCACACAUGCUUACAGAUGAAAAUGAAGCAGCUUAUCAGAGUGCUCAAGCUCAGCUCCUGCCCUGUGGAAACUGUGGACGAACCUUCCUUCCCGACCGUCUUAUUGUGCACCAAAGGAGUUGUAGAGGAGGUAGUGGUGGUGUGAGACUCCCAAGCUCUGGAUCUGGCACAGCAAGUGUUGACCCAUCUAAGAUCCAUCAAGGAAAGAGGAGGGCUGCACCAGUCACAGUAGACAAGGCACAAGUGAUAAGACGGCCACCGACAGUGAUUUGUUACAUAUGUGGCCGUGAGUAUGGAACAAAAUCUAUUAGUAUCCAUGAGCCACAAUGCCUUAAAAAAUGGCACCAAGAGAAUGACAUGCUGCCCAAGCACCUGAAAAGGCCAGUGCCCAGAAAGCCUGAAGUCAGUCCCAUAAAAGCCAAAGGUUUCUAUGAUCUCGAUUCUUUAAAUGAGGCUGCCUGGACCAGCGCCCAGAACCAGCUAGUUCCAUGUGAUAUUUGUGGGCGUACUUUUCUUCCAGACAGACUGAUUGUCCACCAGCGGUCCUGUAAACCGAAACCUGCAAAGUGAAGUGGAUGUAACA